AUGGAGGCCGCGGAGGCUGGCGGAGAUCGCGAAGGUUGGACGGAGGUUGGAGGUUGGAUCGGAGGCGGGAGGAUCCGCAGAGAGGAGAUUCGAGGAGGGCGGAGGUUUGAUGAACUACCAGUCGAAGAUGGAAAAGCAGUACAAUGGCCACCAAAGUCCAGCAAACCUGACUCGAAGAAAGAUCCUUCAAAGUGGUUUGAUUUUCAUGCCGACAUCGGCCACACCACCAACGAAUGUGUGGCGUUGAGAAGAGAAGUCGCCUAUUUGCUGAAAAAUGGACAUCUCAAAGAUGUCAUUUCUGACAAAGCUCGCGGCGUCAUCAACAAAUACAUUUCUAAUUCUCCUUCUCGGCCUCCUCCACCUCAUCCUCAUACUAAAACUGUUAAUUUUAUUGCUGGAGGUUCUGACGUUUGUGGGGAUAUCUCCGACAAGCACCAUGACGGUCUGGUGAUAUCCAUUCCCGUCGGGAAUUGUAUGAUCAGACAAGUCAUUGUCGAUAGCGGAAGCUCCACCAAGUUAUAA
Messenger RNA from Spinacia oleracea (spinach), 522 nucleotides. RefSeq lists its product as uncharacterized. Bases 1 to 522 code for a protein of 173 amino acids. The record is from RefSeq and is a predicted model, not a curated record. NCBI's taxonomy places the organism in Eukaryota, Viridiplantae, Streptophyta, Magnoliopsida, Caryophyllales, Amaranthaceae. The transcript is spliced from 3 exons.